Morchella sextelata is the source of this 1689-nucleotide messenger RNA. RefSeq lists its product as uncharacterized. The coding region runs from base 1 to 1689 and encodes 562 amino acids. Gene Ontology annotation, biological process: protein sumoylation. NCBI's taxonomy places the organism in Eukaryota, Fungi, Ascomycota, Pezizomycetes, Pezizales, Morchellaceae. The record is from RefSeq and is a predicted model, not a curated record. Gene Ontology annotation, molecular function: SUMO activating enzyme activity. Gene Ontology annotation, cellular component: SUMO activating enzyme complex; cytoplasm. The transcript has 8 exons.
AUGGUCGGUGCUGGGGGUAUUGGAUGCGAGCUCCUCAAAAACUUGGUUCUUACGGGAUUUGGAGAGAUCCACAUUGUCGAUCUGGAUACGAUAGAUCUUAGCAAUCUCAACAGGCAGUUCCUCUUUGGGAUGCAGCACAUAAAAAAGUCGAAAGCAAUGGUCGCAAAAGAGACGGCUGGGAAAUUCAAUCCCAAUGUCAAGCUAGAAGCACACCAUGCGAACAUCAAAGAUCACAAUUUUAACGUCAAGUGGUUCAAAACUUUCGAUGUCGUUUUCAAUGCGCUGGAUAAUCUGGAUGCAAGGAGGCAUGUUAACAAAAUGUGUCUCGCAGCUGAUGUUCCGCUCAUCGAGAGCGGAACCACAGGCUUUAAUGGUCAGGUACAGGUUAUCAAACAAAGAACAACCGAGUGCUACGACUGCACCCAUAAACCAAUUCCCAAGAGCUUCCCGGUUUGCACAAUCCGAAGCACGCCUAGCCAGCCCAUUCACUGCAUCGUUUGGGCUAAAAGUUAUCUUUUUGUUGAAAUUUUUGGAACUUCUGAAGAAAGCUCACCAGAGGUCGAUCCAAGUGAGAAUGACGAGAAUGCCAAGGAAAUAGCCAACCUCAAACGUGAAGCUGAGGAAUUGAAGAAUAUCCGAGAAAAGAUGGCCUCUCCUGAUUUUGCUGCCACUAUCUUCGGCAAGGUUUUUGCAGCUGACAUUGAUCGUCUCCGAUCAAUGGAAGAUAUGUGGAAAUCUCGCAAGCCUCCCAAAGCUCUCGACUACACACAAAUAUCUGAGGAGGCCGAGAAGAUCGAUAAUAGUGUUGCGAAAAAUGACCAAAAAGUUUGGACGCUGGCUGAAAACUACGUAGUCUUUGCAGAUAGUCUUCAGAGAUUGGCUAAGAGGAUGCUGGAACUGAAGGCAUCUGUGAAGGAUGGCGAGGCAGCUCCAAUUCUAGCAUUUGACAAGGAUGAUGAAGACACACUGGACUUUGUCGCUGCAAGCGCAAAUUUGAGGAGUUUGAUCUUUGGGAUUGAUUCAAAAUCGAAGUUUGAUAUUAAACAAAUGGCGGGAAAUAUCAUCCCGGCUAUUGCAACAACAAACGCUAUAACUGCUGGUCUAUGUGUACUACAGGCUUUUAAAGUGCUUCGCGAGGACUACAAGACAGCAAGAAUGGUAUUUCUCUCCCGCUCUGCCGACCGUGCAUUCAGUAGCGAGAAACUUUCCCCCCCAAACCCCAAUUGCGAAGUCUGUAGUGUGGCCAGGAUUACCAUUGAAGCAGACGUUUCCCGCGCUACAAUCGGUGAUCUUGUCGACAAGGUUCUCCGUGAACAGCUUGGCUACGGCGAGGAGCUAUCUCUACUAACUAAGGAGCUCCUCUACGAUGCCGAUUAUGAUGAUAACAAAGACACACCCUUGUCAGAGAUUGGUUUCGGAGAGGAAACUUUCGUUACUAUUGUCGACGAUGAUGAGGAGGAACCAAGGAUUAACCUAGUUAUUGUUGUGACCAACACCGCUCUUCCAGCUGACGGAAACGGGGAUGGAACAAACGGUCUCGCCAAUGGUCUCAAACGGAGCCACGAAGAUCUUAUUCUCGCUGCUGGCGGUGAAGGGGCGAAUGGGAAUGGGAACGAACCCGAACAAAAGAAGAGAAAGGAUGGUGAUAUUAUAGUUUUGGAUGAUGAUGGGUUCAUCACUAUUGAUUAG